Caenorhabditis remanei is the source of this 576-nucleotide messenger RNA. RefSeq lists its product as uncharacterized. The coding region runs from base 1 to 576 and encodes 191 amino acids. The record is from RefSeq and is a predicted model, not a curated record. Gene Ontology annotation, cellular component: plasma membrane. Lineage: Eukaryota; Metazoa; Nematoda; Chromadorea; Rhabditida; Rhabditidae. Gene Ontology annotation, biological process: hermaphrodite germ-line sex determination; hermaphrodite somatic sex determination. Gene Ontology annotation, molecular function: transmembrane signaling receptor activity. The transcript has a single exon.
AUGAUGAAUGAUAUACUCUAUGCUGUUGAACAAGCCAGAUUGAACAUGCAACGUGAAGGAUCAGGUUCCAGUAAUCGUACUCAGACUUAUGAAGAACCGGCUCACAACACUCAUACCAUAUGGAAUGCUCCCACUCAUUGCUUUAUUUCACGUACACCACUCCCACACGAGAUGCCACCGGUGAUUGACAGAACAAUUUCACGAGAUCCCAGAAUCGAGCCACCUUCAAUUGAAGAAUGCAUUCAAGCACACUCCGAUCCAAUACUACCUCCUCAUCCACGCGCUGGCCAAUAUCCGAGAUAUUACUCGCGUGCAAUGGUGGCUUACUGUGAAGAUGUGUAUUGGACCUAUAAUAUUGGUCGACUUCCCCCCGGAGUUCAUAUGCCACCUCGUCCUCGUGAUUGGAUGUCUAGAAGAAUGGCACCUCCUGAAGAUUUCAAUUAUGUUCCACCUCCUGGUAAUCCUUCUAUCCCAAUCCCUCCAGAAGCAAUGGCUCUACAUGAAGAAAGAGUAAGAGCUCACAGAGAAGCUGAGCGAAGAGAGAGUUUCAGCCCGGAAAUAGAUGUUUGUCUUUAA